AUGUCCGGAAAAUCCUACAGCAAUGAGGAUCCGGCUACAUACUUGUACUACAAUGGAACCAGAACAACUCCUGACUUACUCUUGGCUUUAAGCGACAUCAGUGAGCUUACACGCCGCAAAAUAAUUGACGAUCCUAGUUCUGGUCACAAACCAGUCAUUGCUAGUAUUACCUUCGGCAGCAGAAGCAUGACAAUGAAAGUGCCAACUAAGCUAUCAUGGAACUUCAAGAAGGCUGACUGGCCUAGAUUCACAAACCUUUUAGAGAAUGAACUUCACACAAGUCCCCUGAACUUCAACCUACAUCCUGACAAACUUUGCUACGAUAUCACGAAUAUUAUGAUUAGAUGUGCAAAGCAAACUAUUCAUUUCAAAUAUCAACGCACUUUCAAAUUCAUGGGUAACCUAUAA
Messenger RNA from Rodentolepis nana, 408 nucleotides. NCBI's taxonomy places the organism in Eukaryota, Metazoa, Platyhelminthes, Cestoda, Cyclophyllidea, Hymenolepididae. The record is from the annotation of a GenBank genome assembly.